Molecule: messenger RNA, 930 nt
Organism: Colletotrichum lupini
Lineage: Eukaryota; Fungi; Ascomycota; Sordariomycetes; Glomerellales; Glomerellaceae
Exons: 4
Coding region: 1-930 (309 amino acids)
Source: RefSeq, a predicted model, not a curated record
AUGAAGAGCAUCGUGAUAUCAGAGCAGGGCGUGGUGCAAUUAUCACCAUUUACAACAACGGAGCAUCCCCUCCCCUCCUCUGCAUUCGUCCAUCGUGACAAGCCAAGAAAGAUCCUUUCUCUCCUCCAUUCCCUUCCCCCCAUGACCCCCGCAACAUCUCACGUCUCUCACAUUAAAGUAAAGAGCAAGCGCCAACCGUCCAGCUCUCUGCCACCUCUAUGCGCGAGCGACGGGGAAAACGGGAUAGACGAACAAGCCCGGCCCCGGGACCCCAAGCAUCCCCAACCCGGGUACGUCCUAUCCUGUCCCCGUACGUUGCCCCCAAAUUCCAACAAAGUCUGGCUCGUCGCCGGCAGGAAAAGGUGCCAUGGGCAUAUCCCCGCUUGGGACUGGCCAUCUACUCCGUACUUGUCCGGUGCGGAUGGACGGGGGGCAAGGUUGACCCCGGCUCCGGACGAUCGUGAUAACCUCCUGCCGUCGAGCAUCAUUCCGCCAGAUCGACGCGCCCACUUCCGCGGCGAACCAGUUUUGAGUAUUGAUUGUCAGAUGCCUGACGGCAGAUUGACAGGAAGGAGAUGGGACGGAAUGAAGUUCAAGGCCUGUCAUUGUACUCCCCUGUUAACGGUGAGAGACAUGGCCAUACCCCGUUCAGGUCAGCAUGUCACCGGCGCCUCACUUCAUAUCUCACAUUUUGACUGGUUUUGCAUGGCUGCUCGUACUCAUUGCUUCAUUAUGUUUAUGUUGCGUCUAAGAUAUGCUGUCGCAUCCCGGUCCGUCAUGGGGAGCGGGGGGUAUCAUUCUUUGAAGGACCAAAAAAGGGGUGGGCAUUACAUCAACUCAUUAUCCUUCAUGGAUGGACUCCUGCAGUGGAGCCGGCGAGACACGCCAGUGAAGACGGACUGGCGGUCCGCCUCUGCCUCCAGUAUGUGA